Molecule: messenger RNA, 705 nt
Organism: Encephalitozoon intestinalis ATCC 50506
Lineage: Eukaryota; Fungi; Microsporidia; Unikaryonidae
Exons: 1
Coding region: 1-705 (234 amino acids)
Molecular function (GO): phosphatidylinositol-4-phosphate binding
Source: RefSeq, a predicted model, not a curated record
AUGGAAUCAAUGUCAACACGGAAACGUGAGCAUUCUCAACAUAUAGAAACAAAAGGCUCUCUUAGACUAUAUGAGCAACUUGUAAUUUUACUUCGGACAAGAAGUGAGAUUAAGUUCCUAUGCAACCGCGUUUCCUUGUCUUUGAGGGCCUGCAUAGUGAUUGAGCUUGCCCUUUGCGGAGCAAUAGGCUUAAAAGAAGGCAGAGUGGUGGGGAAAGACAAUACAUUAAACAAUUCACUUCUGCUAGAGGCGAUGAGCAAGAUUUAUCAGGUCCAGCUACCUCCUGACGAACUCAUGUACAGGCUCAACGGAGAAAAAAGAGGAGGAAGUGUUCAUAUGAAAAAUGUCAGACUAAGAGUUUAUAAGGAUCUUGAAGAAAGACGGAUAUGUAGAGUCGAAAAUAAGAACUUGAUAUUCAAUAAGAUUACUAUGAGUGAUUACAACAUAAGGAUAGAGUUGAUAAAUUACAUAAAGGAAUAUCUAACCUGUAGCAAAGAGAUAGACUACAGAGCAGAAGCUCUUGUUGUGUGCCUAACAUUUUGCUCGGCAAUAGACAGUAUACUCAUCUGCAUGACAGAGAAGGAGGCAGCGGCAUCUAGUGCCCAUAUAAGCAGGAUAAAAGAGAAAUACAUGGUUAAAAGAACAUAUGGAUCUAGACGAGAGACAAUCAUAUAUUCUGUCCUUAAUGCUCUUCUGAGCUCGUGA